Messenger RNA from Seriola aureovittata, 1313 nucleotides. RefSeq names its product ring finger protein 151 (gene rnf151). Gene Ontology annotation, biological process: regulation of canonical NF-kappaB signal transduction; positive regulation of JNK cascade. Bases 395 to 1135 code for a protein of 246 amino acids. The record is from RefSeq and is a predicted model, not a curated record. Gene Ontology annotation, molecular function: zinc ion binding. NCBI's taxonomy places the organism in Eukaryota, Metazoa, Chordata, Actinopteri, Carangiformes, Carangidae. The transcript has 4 exons. Gene Ontology annotation, cellular component: plasma membrane signaling receptor complex.
UCUUAUAAUUCGUAAUUAUAAUAAACAUUUCAUAAUAACUUUUAAACAAUAGACUCAGCUGGAACCAUUCAUGUUUAAAGGUCUCUGUUUGACAUGCGGAGGCUGAGCUCUGAUGCUAGAACAGCUGGGAAAGGACGCUCCAUAAUGAGCGCCCAUUAUCUGCCUUCGUUUUUUAUCACUUACUGUUUUCAUUUGUCCGCACAAACACACACACAGAGAAAGAGAGAGAGAGAGAGAGAAAAACACGGUCCCUCCUUCAUGUUUUGUCAGGAAUGUUCAUGUGUGUGUUACAUUGAUAACGAGGGUGUGAGUGUUCUGUGUGUGACAUGUCAGAGGAUCGAUAUGGAGUGAACCAGCGCCGGGAAUGGAAACACGUUGAGGACAGGAGAUUAAUAUGGCGGAUCCAGAGGUGUCAUCACAGAGCGGGGGCUACGAUGUGGAGCUGUUUGUGGACACCCCAGACUACGAUCUGAUCUGCACCAUCUGCCAGGGGGUCCUCAGGUGUCCAGUGAGAGCUGCAUGCCACCACAUCUUCUGCAAGAAAUGCAUCCUACAGUGGCUCAAGAGACAGGAGACCUGUCCCUGCUGUAGAAAGCCUGUUAACCCGAGCUUGAUCUUUGUCAUGUUCAAGCUGAGCAAAUCUAUUGGACGCAUGAAGAUCAAGUGUAAGAAUGAGAUCCGUGGUUGUGCAGAGACCUUCCCCCUCUCUGAGCAGUACUGCCACAGUAUGAGCUGUCUGUACGAGCUCAUCCCCUGUCCGUACCAGGGCUGCCGGGCGCAGCUACUGCGCAGAGACCUGGACACCCAUGCACGCCACUGCGAACACUGGCGUCAGCCCUGCCACAUGGGCUGUGGGACGAUACUCUCCCACCGCAACCAGGCUGAACACAACUGCUAUAAGCAGCUGAGGCAAGAAUAUGAAGCCAGACAAAGAAACCACAGGGCCAUCGCCACUGCCCUGCAGAGGAAGAUGAGGAGGAUGCAGAGCACCAUGGCCCACAUGAAGAGGCAGAUAGGGCUAAUCUGUGAGAGCCUGGAGGUGAUGGAUGAUCUACAUGAGGUAGAAGAGGAGGACCUCGGAGAGAGCAGCAGCAGCUCCAGUGGGACUCCAAGUAGCAACAACAGCAACUGUUGAGGGACGAGUCAGUUACUGCUGCUGCUGCUGGUUGGUUACUGCUGUGUAUAAUUUCCGCAUGUGCUCAUCUCUUUGAAGGUGUGUGUUUUUAAUAUGUAGGUAGGAUAGAAAUGGGUGGAUUUGUUACAGUUUUGUGCUGUAAUUUCAUCUAUUUUGUAAAUAAAGCCUUUAACAUUAC